AUGUCCGUCGCCAUCUUCCCCGCCUCAGGAGGCCUCGGCACGAGCACUUACACCCACCUCCUCGACUCGAAGCAAAUCCCCGCCUCCGACGUCGUCCUCAUCAGCCGCUUCCCCGACAAGACGCCCAAGCUCUACCAGGAGCAGGGCGUCCAGCUGCGCCGCGCCACCUUCGAGGACAGCCCCGCCGACCUCGAGGCCGCCUUCAGGGGCGUCAAGACGCUCUUCCUCAUCUCCUACCCGAGCCACAACCGCAGCUACCGCACGCCCCUGCAGCUCGCCGCCCUCGACGCCGCCCACCGCGCCGGCGUCAAGCACGUCUUCUACUCCUCCCUCGCCUUCGCCCUGCCGGAAAAGGACACCACCAGGGCGGAGGUCAUGGGCACGCACCUCGACACCGAGGCUCAUCUCCGCAAGAUCGCCGCCCAGGACCCGGAGUUUACAUGGACCUCGGUCAGGGAGGGCCUCUACAGCGAGUCCACCCCCAUCUACACCGCCUUCAUCGACCUCAAGGACCCGGCCAGCACCGAGAUCCGCAUCCCCCACGACGGCUCCGGCCCGGGCAUCAGCUGGGCCAAGCGCGACGAGCUGGGCGAGGCCACCGCCGUCCUCAUCGCCCAGUACUUCAAGGACCCGGCCAACUUCCCCUGGAAGAACAAGAUUGUUCUCCUGACGGGAGCCCGCGAGUGGUCCCUCGCCGAGACCGCAAAGGUGCUCUCCUCCGUUGCCGGCAGGGAGCUCACCAUCCGCCAGGUCUCCGUCGACGAGUACGUCAACCAGCCGCAGGUCCUCGAGCACUUUGGCUCCGCCGAGCUCGCCCGCACCUGGGCCACUUCCUGGGAAGCCAUUCGGGACGGCGAAACGGCCUAUGUGUCACCCACCUUGGAGCAGCUGCUGGGCCGUCGUCCUGAGGAGUUUGAUGUGACUGUCAAGAACCUUUACGGUGCUAAAUGA
Messenger RNA from Trichoderma citrinoviride, 951 nucleotides. RefSeq names its product NAD(P)-binding protein. The transcript has a single exon. Lineage: Eukaryota; Fungi; Ascomycota; Sordariomycetes; Hypocreales; Hypocreaceae. The record is from RefSeq and is a predicted model, not a curated record. Bases 1 to 951 code for a protein of 316 amino acids.